CAUUAGGUACGAACUCCCAUUGGAAUGAAACUGAAAUUUGUUGUGUGUGAGUCAACUAGUAUUUUUUAUGAAUAAUUUGCCGGAAAAAACUGGCAAAAACCGUAAUAAUAACAAGUUGUAGUUAACAAUUGGAGUUGAACAGCGAAAAUCAGCUACAAACUGGCAUCGACCAAGUUGCUGAAGGAUCAAGGAACGAAGAUGGCAGAUUAUACAGAUAGUGCUGUUCCUAAUUUUGCAGACAUGACAAGAGAAAGAUUGAUUGAAAUUAUGACUCAACCUGGCAAAGACGUGUGGAAAUUCCUGGAAGARAAAUUUGAUGAUGGUUUUAACACAGUUAUUAGGAAGCUGCACACUUCCAAAAAGAAGGGUGUCAUGGGCUUUGAAGAGGCUCUAGCCCAUCGACGGUCUGAGUUUGGUGCUAAUGAAAUCCCCCUUAGUCCUCCUAAAAAUUUCUUCAAGUUUAUUCUGGAAGCCAUGCUUGACUGGGUAUUAGUUGUACUGGCAAUAGGUGCUCUGUUGUCUCUAAUCUUAGGACUUGUCUUCCCUGAGCAGUGUGARGAGUAUGAUAAAGUAGUUGUUGCAUGGUAUGAAGGAAUUGGUAUUCUGGUAAUGGUUGCGCUGAUGAUUUUCAUAUCUGCAUUGAGUAGUUACUUUGAAGACUGUGAUUAUCGCUAUCAAGAAAAGCGCAAACACUUAGCACAAAAAGCCUUAGUUUUAAGAGAUGGCAAGGUGAAAGAGAUCCUUAGAGAAGAGUUGACUGUAGGUGAACUUUGCAUUGUGGAAGUUGGUUCUGUUGUACCAGCAGAUGGUAUUAUUAUCCAAAGCACUGAUCUAGAAGUAAAUGAACUGGCAUUGGCCAAUGGUGGUAUAGUUYGUAAAGARAUAGACGGAGAUACGCUGUUAUAUUCAGGUACUCAUGUUACUAAGGGAACAGCAAGAUUCCUUGUCCUUGCAGUUGGUGAAUCAACUAGGAUUUACCAAGCUUCACUGUAUUCUAAGGACUCUAAACCACCAAACACUUUGGAGAUUAGUGUGGAUGGCGAUCAUCCMACUAAAGAAAAUCUCUCACUGUUAAGAAGACGUAAGGAAAAUAAUGCUACAUUGCAAGGCAAAAUCAACAAAGUUGCAAGUAUUAUUGGCUAUAUUGGAGUUGGGAUAGCAACUUUGACAAUGAUUAUCAUCAUGAUCAGGUUUAGUGUUUAUACAUAUUCUAAACAAGGACAGCAAUUUCAUCGUUGGCAUAUCAAUGAAUAUGUCAGGGCCUUCAUAAUGGGAAUUGUUGUAUUUGUUGUGUCGAUUCCUGAAGGUCUCCAACUUGCUMCUACAAUUGCAGUGGCAUUUUGUACCAAAAUGAUGUACGAUAACCAAAGUUUAGUGAGAAACAUGAAGAUUAUUGAAGCAAUGGGCAACAUUACCAAUAUAUGUUGCAACAAAACAGGGGUUCUAACAGAGCAUCGUAUGCAUGUAACAAAAAUCUACACCACAAAUAAGACAUUUCAAGGAGACCCAAGAACCUACAAGGAGAAUAUUCCUAGUAACCUGUUUAUUGAACUUAUCAAAGGCAUCUCUAUUAAUACAAGCUAUACAUCCAGAAUUAUUCCACCCAAAACUCCAGAUAAUCUGCCAGUCCAAGCUGGGAAUAUGACAGACUGUGCUGUCCUCCAAUUUAUUAUUGAUAUUGGUGAAACCUAUCAACAAUGGCGAGAUGACAAUCCAGAGGAGAGCUUUACAAAGCUUUAUGAGUUCAACCCUUCUAGAAAAUCAAUGACUACAGUCACCCAACCAGAGAAAGGAAUCUACAGAGUGUACUCAAAGGGUGCAGCAGAGAUCUUACUACCAAAGUGUGUUUCUACUUAUUCAACUGAUGGCCAGAUCAAACCAUUUGAUAAAGAAGAUAUCGAGAGAGUGUUUAAUGAAAUAAUUCAUCCCAUGCAGCAAGAGGCACUUAGGACUUUAUGCAUUGCUAGUAAAAGUGUGUCUGAAGGUGAGAUUGACUUUGAAAGUGAAGAGUCAGUAGUAUCAAACCUUACUUUAUUGGCGAUAGUUGGAAUAGAAGAUCCAGUCAGAGAGGAGGUUCCUAAUGCUAUUGAUAAGUGUCAUAACGCUGGUAUUAGAGUAUGCAUGGUUUCUGGUGAUCAUGUGAAUACUGCUAGAGCUGUAGCCGUCAAGUGUGGUAUCAUCAAACCACAGGAAGAAAAUCUCAUUUAUGAUGGGAAAGAAUUCAAUAAUUACAUCAGAGAUCCAGAUGGACAGAUUAAUUAUGARAGAUUCAAUUCCAUGUGGCCAAAGCUUCGCAUUCUGGCCAGGUCAUCAGCAAGGGAUAAAUAUACUCUUGUUAAAGGUAUUAUGGACAGUAAUCUACAACCUCAGGGRGAGAUUGUUGCUGUCACUGGAUCUGGUAUUCAUGAUGGGCCUGUCUUACAAAAGGCAGAUGUUGGCUUUACUAUGGGUGUUGCUGGUUCAGAUGUUGCCAAGGACAAUGCUGAUGUAAUCCUCUUGAAUGAUAACUUUGGUAGUAUUGUAUGGGCCAUCAAGUGGGGUAGAAAUGUCUUCAAUACAGUCACCAAGUUCCUUCAGUUCCAGUUCAUCAUUACUUGGUCUUCAUUCAUUGUAAUUGUAUUUGGUGCUUGUAUUCUUGGGAGAAGCCCCUUGGUUGCCACUCAGUUGUUAUGGAUUAAUUUAAUCAUGGAUUCCUUGGCAUCUUUUACUCUUACAAGAGAUGUUCCCUCAGAUGACAUCCUAAGAUACAAACCCUAUGGAAGAUACAAGCCAUUGCUUGGCCGCUCUCUCAUUCGCAAUGUUGUUGGUCAUGUUUUGUACCAAGUUGCCAUUACCUUUAUUCUGAUCUUUCUUGGUGAUGACAUGCUGGACAUUGAGGAUGGAUUUGAGGAAGAGACUUUGUGUAAACCAUCAAUGCAUUCAUCAUUGGUGUUCACUUCAUUUGUAUUCAUGCAGUUGUUCAAUCAGAUCAACUGCAGYGAGAUUCAUGGUAGAAAUGUCUUCCAAGGAAUUCAUAGAAAUGUCUCCUUUAUUGCUAUCUGGAUAUUGGAAGUUGCAGUCCAGAUUCUAGCAGUAGAGGUGUUCACCAGAGCUUUCCAUACUUCUAAAAUGGAGUUCGAGAUGUGGCUGUGGUGUUUAUUUUUUGGUUUCUCUGAACUCAUUUGGGCACAGAUUGUCUUUACUAUUCCWAAAUCAUGGCUCCCAAUGUUCGUUAGAUGUGGUACUACAGGAAAUGUUAAAGGACGACCUAUGACUUUGAUGAGAAAUACAUCUAGAGUAUCAACAAAGCAUGGMCAUGAGAAUCAACCCACAGACUCUUACCAUCCAUUAGAGCUUCAUCCUUACGAASCUCAACCUGCAGACUCCAGCCGUCCUUUAGAACCUACCACACCAUCUGGUAAUCUACCCAACUCGKCUGAGGAUGAGUUAUGGAGAGGUCCYUCUGUAGAGAAACUAGAAGUGAUGGACAAGCAGCUAUAAUAUAAUCCGGAAGGAAGUGAGGUCUAGUGAGGUUGGUCAGUCAGUUAGCUUUAAUAUGCAUGCUUGUGUUCCACUAGUGAGGUAUGUAUUAAGCCUUAGAAAUAUGAGGAUAAUAUUCCUUAGAGGCAUCUAGUAAAGAAUAUUUUAAGAGAAAAAGUAUCUUAAAUGCUGUUUGGAAUUGUUGAUCAAAAACUCUGUUGACCAAAAUUGCUAUAAGCCUUUUAUACAGAAAGGUUGGCAAUAAGGGACUGUGUUUGAAGUGAUUGCUACAUAAUGUAAUGGCUUUUAUUUUAGUUUUUCUACUAAGCUGUACAACUUUUAAAAAGAAAAAUAAUGAACAUUCUGUUGCUUCACAAGCACUAUAUGGAUAAUUGUUCUCAAUGGCUUUUUUGUGAUGAUUCUGCAAAUUAUUGUAGCAUUYCAAAAGAAACUCCACACAAAGUUUUAUGACUUUAGAUUCAAAGUGAUUUGAAGGUUUGAACUACAAAAAUAGUGUAGUGUUUUGGUUUGCAUAAAUUUCAGGUACCUUGAUAUUAUUAUCAAUGGAUAUUGCUUCAGUUGAUAAUCAUUUAGAUUUUGAUAAAAGUCUGACAAAAAAAAAUAUGUUUUUUGAAAACUAAAAUUUAAAGAUUAAACUAUUAUGAAAUGUAUUUAGUAUUG
Molecule: messenger RNA, 4140 nt
Organism: Exaiptasia diaphana
Lineage: Eukaryota; Metazoa; Cnidaria; Anthozoa; Actiniaria; Aiptasiidae
Product: plasma membrane calcium-transporting ATPase 1
Exons: 11
Coding region: 199-3480 (1093 amino acids)
Biological process (GO): calcium ion transmembrane transport; regulation of cytosolic calcium ion concentration
Cellular component (GO): membrane; intracellular membrane-bounded organelle
Molecular function (GO): ATP binding; P-type calcium transporter activity
Source: RefSeq, a predicted model, not a curated record